This is a messenger RNA of Paraphaeosphaeria sporulosa, 1139 nucleotides long. RefSeq lists its product as uncharacterized. The transcript is spliced from 2 exons. The record is from RefSeq and is a predicted model, not a curated record. The coding region runs from base 385 to 975 and encodes 196 amino acids. NCBI's taxonomy places the organism in Eukaryota, Fungi, Ascomycota, Dothideomycetes, Pleosporales, Didymosphaeriaceae.
AGGUGAGCGCUGCGAUCUGUAAGAUUCUUGUGGCUCGAUGACGCCAAUAUGCCUGACGUUGCGUGCAUACCCCAGUUUUCGGCGACGGGGCGCGCUUGCAGCGUCUUCAGCUGCCGCGGCUAGGUCGGGACUCCACAUUGUCAGAGGUAGACCCGAACCCUGUUGCGCGUCAUGCAAUAUGUAGGACAGCGGUGUUACCGUCCGAAUUCAACAUCGCCCACAGUGAAAGGCCAGUGACUCAAUUCGAUUACUCGACGCUUCGCCGAGUCGGUCUCGUCAAAGCGUGUAUCUCGAAUCGUUUUUGUGCAUUUACCCCGCAAAACCACUCCAUAUCACCAACUCCAGCCCGUUUCUCAAGCUCACAACCGCACAAAUCCUCUCGCCAUGUCCCACGCAACACCGUCUGAAGCCGAAGUAACAACGACCCUCUCCCAGCUCAAGCUCUCUUCAAAAUCGCCGCAGAAGCUCGCCAACAAACCCAAAUCCGCGCCUGUCGCCGAAUCCUGGGACGACGAGUUCUCCGGAAGCGGCUCUGACACCGAAACUGAAAAGCCCUUGGAUACGCGCCCCUCACGCACCAAGGACCGCGACUCGCUCUCUCCACUCUCAACCGUCAAGUCUGUUGAUUCGCCGCAUCCACCGCCGCCUACCCCUGCAAGCCCGACAGGCGUGCCGUUUGAUUUUCCGGACAAUGUGCCGUAUACCGCGGGAGGAGCAGUGAACAGCAGGGACGGGAGCAGGAGAGGUAGCGGUGCGGCAAGCCCGGGAAGAAGGCCAGACAAGACUACUGCGGUCGCCGGGCGGUUGAUUGCGGGAGCAUUGGGCGUGAGGGCGCCAAGGAGGACCGAGGAGGAAAGGGAAUAUGACCGCGCGAUGAGGGACAAAGAGAGGAAGAGAAGGGACGCGGAGCGGGAGCGGGAAAAACUGGAGAAACAGGCUGCUGAGGAUAGAAAGCGGUCCGUGUGGGAAGACUAAGAGUUGUUGAAUACUGGUUGCUGUGCUCUGACAUUGGCCUGUAGGAAGUUUACGCAAGCGUUGCUUGAGACACUGCUGCAGCUGAAGACCUGCAAAUAAACCUCGUCUGUAGUUAGCUACGCUAACACCCUGUAUGUAUAUAUAUGAAACGUUGUGAUGCGUGC